UCCUCCACACCUCUCCUUCAUUUACAAGCAGACAGGAAGAUGGCGGAGCGGAGCUGUGGAGGCUGUAUUGGCUGAGCUGCUGUAGGUUUAAAUGCAACAGAAGGGCACGUAGUCACCGUGGAAGCGGCCGACGUGAAGGGACAUCUUUCCUUUGUAGGAGCAGGGCGAGGUUAGCCUUUUACUGGAUUUUCUGUUCGUGUUUUUCUCUAAUCGAGAGGAGAGUGCCGAGCGAGGAGCAACGAAAACAAGUCGGACAUGAACGGGGACACUGUAUGCAACAGCCAUUCAUUCGCCCUCUUAAGCUGCACCAACUCCAUAUCAUCAGUUCAAGAUGAAAAGCCUACCAUCAGGUUGACACAGGAAGGAAAGUGCUCUCCAGUUUUGUCCUUGCAGAAUGAUGUCCAGAAGCCAGGAGAAGGAAAGACAAUGAAUACCAUCAGCACUCCAACGAAAGACCCAAAGGCAGAUUUCACAGAGAUGGAGAACAGCUACAGCCAGUGUUCACCCUGCUGGUCUGAUGAACAGCCAUCACCUCUGCAGCUCCACUGCACCGAAGCCUACCUUUGUUCUCAUCCUGAACUCUCCCUUCCCCUCAGCAAUGGCUUAACUCAUACUCCCCUACAUGCCAAUAAUGGCGGCGCUCUCCAUGGCCUCCAGAGGAGGGGAGCCCGGGUCAAGGUCAUAGGAAAGAAAUCCACUCGAAGAAUGGCAGGAGGGGGAAAUUCCCAAAACCGGAAAGUUACUGACUUCUAUCCAGUAAGACGAAGUUCAAGAAAAAGUAAAACGGAGCUCAAGUGCGAAGAAAAGAAGCUCAUAGACGAUCUCAUUACAAGUGGAAUAGAGGAAGGAAUGGAGGUGCAAUACAUAGAAGGAAAAGGGAGAGCGGUGUUUGCCACUCGGUGUUUCCAGAAAGGCGAUUAUGUGGUGGAAUACCACGGAGACCUGCUACAGAUCACCGAUGCUAAAAAGAGAGAAGCCGAAUAUGCUCAAAAUCCAGCAACCGGCUGCUACAUGUACUACUUCCAGUACCUCUGCAAAACAUACUGUGUGGAUGCUACAAAAGAGACUGGUCGAAUGGGUAGGUUGAUAAAUCACAGUAAAAAUGGGAACUGCCAAACCAAACUGCACGACAUCAACGGUGUCCCUCACCUCAUUCUCAUCGCCUCUCGAAAUAUUGACGAAGGCGAGGAGCUGCUUUAUGACUAUGGAGACCGCAGCAAAGCUUCCAUCGCUGCUCACCCCUGGCUUAAAUAUUGAUUAAGAGGUCCAGAGAAAAAGUAAAGGGAAACGUACAGUAAGACUUGUUUUUUCAUUAGCUAGUGUACAAAAGGCCUUAGAAACAGAAUGUGUACUAUUUUUUUGUUUGUUUCAAUAAUGAGGAAGCUGGGGUGUGUGAGGGUUUAGUAGACAUUUAUGGGUCCAGGUCAUGGGGGCUGAUUGGGUUCAUAUCACAUUUCAACUAAGGUCCAUCUGCCUUGUCAGAUGUUAUCUGUACUUUUUAUUUAUGCGUGUUUCAGAAACAUUCUUUUGUUUUGCAGCACAUUUGUUUUGUACAUUUUGUAUUACCUAUAGAGUAGUGCUUCUACAGCAUGCAGGUAGUAGUUGAUGCUCUGCAUUUUUAUACAGCUUUUUUAAUUAGUACGUAGAUACUUGGCAAUACUUGUAUUUGCUCCCCUUUUUGAAUCAGCAGAAACUAUGAGAUGCAAAUUACAAACUCUUUUUAGAUAUGUAUUCUAUUCAAGGGGCAUCUAUUUUCAGCAAUCGGACCUCACACUCAUUGUUCAGUGGGGUAGAAUAGUUUAUCACGUUCACGGUUUAUUUGGCGUUUCAGGGUUUUGGUUACCAAAAAAGAUCACAUGUUUUGACACUGGAUGAAAUACUUUGUGUUGAUCAUGGAAAAGAUUACAUUAGAAUAUGGAAAUUACUGUUAUGAAUGUUUAUUUUUUAGCAUAGAUUGUAUUUUAUAAUAUUAAACAUGCCAUAUACAAAGAGUUAGUAUGUGGUAAAUUUUAAAAAUUAAAACGAAAAGUAUCUGGGAAAACCUACAGAAUAUUCUGUGUGACUCGAAGAGAUGAUUCGCUCAUGCAAGUAAUAGUUUCGGUGUCUCUCUCUAACCUCAAUUGGCACACACGAUUAUCUCAUCUGUUUAGUUUCACUUAAUUAUAACUUCUCCCACUGAUGACGACACUGUCUGUGGUGCUGCACUUUGUAAAUAUAUUUAUUUGCUUGCUGUUACAAAUCCAAAUAUUGUUUCAAAAGAAAUACUGUGACAUUUUGGGAAUUAUGUUGUAUUUUUUUUUAGUUUUUGCUGAGACUUAAUGGGAAGAUUGAUCAAACUCUCCUGUCUAUGCAAAAUGUCAAUCUGAUCACCUUUUUUGAGAGCGGACACCUGAGCUUAAAUCCAAUGCAUUAUACUUGCAGUUGCAUUAAUUUAAGAGGGGAGAGAAAAUGUUGAUGGUUAGGCUAAAAUGCAAAUUCUCAGUUUUAUUCAUAAAGGUUUUAUCAGACAAAUUACACCCGUUGCCUUAAAAUUAAACUCCUAGCUGAAAUAUCAUUUUGAAUUUUUGGACUAUCAAAUCUGUCAUUACUGUCAAUUAUAGAGAAGUUGUGCCAUGGUUUGAAGAGCCCAGGGGCCCGGGGAGGUCAAAUCUGCUUAUUACUGUAAUAUUACACCACUGUUAGCAUUAUUAGAGUAUUUGCUUCUGAAUGAUCGCUUAAACACACAUCUGGAUGGAGAAUAGUUUAAAUUUGCUUUACUGGUGAAACUAAAGUUGAAAACCAGCCAGAAGGGUGUGUGCUCUUGUAAUGAACAGGGUGCAGUACAGGUACCAAUGAAAGAGUUUGUUUAUGUGCCAAAUCUUCACGAUUUUUGGUAAAUAUAAACUGUGAUUCAGUUCCAGUAUCAGUAGAUUCCUGUUUCAACAUACAGACAUCAUAGUCUUAUUGAACCCACAGUAAAAUGGGAAAAUGAAUGUAUUUUAAAAAAUACACACAAGCAGUUUUUGACUGUGAACUCCAUUAGUUUCUAUUUACGUACACAUAUAAAACAGUCUCACAACAACUGCAUGGCUUUUCUUCUUAGAUGUUCCAAAUUUAUUAGCUCAAUUGCCAACAGAUUUGCUGUUGUUGCAUAUAUAUCCAUAAUGAACAGUGCUUAUGCAAAUCAGUGGACAACAAAAAGCCAACUCGAUAACAGCUGACCCCUUCCUAACAGUGUAGUGUGUUAUAAAUGGGUAAAGCUCAACAAGUUAAACAA
Messenger RNA from Pundamilia nyererei, 3256 nucleotides. It is a transcript of the gene kmt5aa, whose product is annotated as lysine methyltransferase 5Aa. The record is from RefSeq and is a predicted model, not a curated record. Gene Ontology annotation, molecular function: histone H4K20 methyltransferase activity; transcription regulator activity; protein binding. Gene Ontology annotation, biological process: regulation of DNA damage response, signal transduction by p53 class mediator; regulation of transcription by RNA polymerase II. The transcript has 7 exons. The coding region runs from base 256 to 1257 and encodes 333 amino acids. NCBI's taxonomy places the organism in Eukaryota, Metazoa, Chordata, Actinopteri, Cichliformes, Cichlidae. Gene Ontology annotation, cellular component: nucleus; polytene chromosome.